This is a messenger RNA of Parnassius mnemosyne (clouded apollo), 747 nucleotides long. NCBI's taxonomy places the organism in Eukaryota, Metazoa, Arthropoda, Insecta, Lepidoptera, Papilionidae. The record is from the annotation of a GenBank genome assembly.
AUGGCGACUGGUUUUCGUCAGGUACCUAUGGAAGCAGAAUCAAUUGCCAAAACCGCUUUCGUGAUCCCAGAAGGUUACAUCAAAUAUGUUAAGAUGCCUUAUGGCCUUUCUAAUGCUCCAGUAUUUUAUCAAAAGAUCAUUUCAAAGACUCUGAAGUCUUUCAUCGAUUCAGGAAAGGUCCUUGUAUACAUAGAUGACGUACUUUUGCUUUCCGAUAUGAUAAAUGAAGGAUUAGCCCCACUACGACGAGUCUUAGAAACCCUUACUUCGUCUGAUUACUCUGUAAAUCUUAAGAAAUUUACCUUUCUUAGCAGUGAAAUACAGUAUCGUGGGAGGGUUAUUAGUAAUGAUCAGGUUAGGCCGAGCAUGCGUAAGGUCCAGGCAUUGGUUGAUUCCCCAAAGCCUCGAAGUGUUAAACAAAUUCGACAGUUCCUUGGCCUUGCGGGCUAUAUCAGAAGGUAUAUUCCAAAUUAUAACCAGCGAACAGCUUGUAUCGCACAUUUAACUAAAAAGAACAUGCCGUUUGAGUGGGGAGUCGAGCAAGAUAAAGCUCGUCAGUAUAUUAUUGACCGUUUAACAAUCGAACCCGUCCAUGGCAACAUUUACAACCCUCAGUUACCUACGGAGGUGCACACAAAUGCAAGCGCUAUCGGUUACGGUGCAGUCUUAAUACAGAUUCAUGAGGGUGGGCUUAGGCGUGCAGUAGCGUAUUUAAGUAAAAAAACCCAAGGCGUGGAACCCAAAUAG